AAGAUGUUUAUUACGUAGAGCCCGCCUUUGUUCACUUUCCCCAAUUCUGGGAAUCAGGAUUAUUCGUGCAGAAUCUUUCACCUUCAUCUCUAUUUUCCUUUAGCUUUUUUUAAUUAAAAAUUAUGAUACAUACAUAGCGUAAAUAGACACCGACAUCAAAAUAAUACUUAUAAGAAAGCUAAUAGAUUUUGUGGAUUGUGUUCGUUCCAUCUCCUCCUCCUCACAAUCGUCAUGUCUGCAGAGAUUGAGAUCCACGGUGAAGAAAUCACACACCCCUUUGAAGAUUUGGCGAUACAAGUUGAGGGAAAAGCAUCAGGGGAGAAUGGGAAUGAGAAUGUGAAAUCUGAUCAUGGGGUGUGUGCGAUUUGUUUGAAUCAGAUUGUUUUGCAGGAAACUGCCCUUGUUAAAGGUUGCGAGCAUGCCUACUGCGUGACAUGCAUUCUCCGAUGGGCAACAUAUAAGGAUGAUCCAACGUGCCCGCAGUGUAAACAUCCAUUUGAGUUUCUCAAUCUUCACAGAUCACUUGAUGGCAGCAUUAAUGACUACAUGAUAGAGGAAAGCGUUUGUCUUCUUCUUCGAGCAUCUUGGUUUGUGCCUAUGGUUGUGGAAUGCCGGGAUGAGGUAGAAGAUGAGGUAGAUGAUUACUAUGCCUAUGAGGAUGAGGAGGAUGAUCUGAAUGAAGUUUACUUGGGAAAUUCAUCUAGUCUGCGUAUUGGCAAUCGGAGGUGGGGAGAUAAUGGAUUUGUUAGAGGAGGAAGGCAAGAAGCACGGCCAGUGUUUCGACCAAAUGUUCAGGAUUCAGGUGGUGGUUCAUCAUCUCGUGAGCCUAAGAACAAAGAGACGAUGAAAGAUACAGCUGCCAUGGGUCGACGAGCGAAAAGGGCUCUCAAACGUGAAGCUGCUGACAAAGCAGCUGCUGCAAAACACCAGCAGCGCUUAGCGAGGUUGGGACGGACGUGAUCCUUGUUGCCUUCAUCUGUAAAUUAUAUAAUAAAAAUUUAGUCUGCAUUAUCUAGCAAUGCUCUGUACAUUAUUUCUUUCAUUUCUAGGAAAUAAUAAUGACAUGUUAAUUGUUGCCUGUGCCCAUUGAAUGGGUUUGUUUGAAAGGUUAAACCUUGUAUCUCUCAAGUUUGAUAUUUUCAUUACACCAUAAUGCUAUAACAGAGUAGUUGGAUUCA
Daucus carota subsp. sativus is the source of this 1178-nucleotide messenger RNA. RefSeq lists its product as uncharacterized. NCBI's taxonomy places the organism in Eukaryota, Viridiplantae, Streptophyta, Magnoliopsida, Apiales, Apiaceae. The transcript has 4 exons. Bases 232 to 960 code for a protein of 242 amino acids. The record is from RefSeq and is a predicted model, not a curated record.